AACCACCACUCCGUCCAUCGACCGUAGCCAUGGCCAUCGCUCCUAUCACUGGAAAACUCAGAAAGAGGUUCUGGCUUGACCUAACCUGCGGCCUUGGCCUCGGUGUUUCCGCCGGUUACGCUUUCUGGUACGGUGUUCACCUGAAGCAUGUUCAGCGCCAGGAGGAGUUCUACCUCAAGCUCGAGAAGGCUCGCCAAGCGGAGGCGGCAUGAAGUGGGGCAGUUCUGGAAACAUAGAGUGCGGGCAGCUAUUCCUGUGACAUUCCUCGUAUGCAAUGCAACCAACCAGAAACCGCG
Punctularia strigosozonata HHB-11173 SS5 is the source of this 296-nucleotide messenger RNA. Its product is annotated as cytochrome-c oxidase subunit VIIa. Gene Ontology annotation, biological process: mitochondrial electron transport, cytochrome c to oxygen. Bases 30 to 212 code for a protein of 60 amino acids. The transcript has 3 exons. The record is from RefSeq and is a predicted model, not a curated record. Lineage: Eukaryota; Fungi; Basidiomycota; Agaricomycetes; Corticiales; Punctulariaceae.